Didymella exigua CBS 183.55 is the source of this 1939-nucleotide messenger RNA. RefSeq lists its product as uncharacterized. The coding region runs from base 30 to 1808 and encodes 592 amino acids. The transcript is spliced from 3 exons. The record is from RefSeq and is a predicted model, not a curated record. Lineage: Eukaryota; Fungi; Ascomycota; Dothideomycetes; Pleosporales; Didymellaceae.
CACUCUACACACCCACAUUCAAUACUACUAUGGCGGACGAAGACAAAGAUAAGGCUGAGAAGGUUGCUGCAGCUAAGAAGCGCUACGAACAGUUGAAGAAGCAGAAGGCCAAGAAAGCUGGCGGUGCUAAGAAGAAGGACAAGAAGGACGAGGCAGAAGCUACAGAAGCUCCUGCUGAAGCUCCCGCUACAUCUGCGCCAGCUGAGGAGAAGGCAGAAGAUGCUCCAUUUGAGCCGGCAGAUCUGCCUACAGAGACUGCAGAGCCUGGAUCUCCGGUAUCCGCAGACGAUGACGAGCCCACCGAUCUACCCGUACCUAAGCCAUCCCAUGGCCGCAAGCCUUCAGUCGCUGUCGAGUCACGCCAGAGAUCCGAGGACUUCUAUCGAUCAGGUGCUGGACCUAUGUCACCUACCGGUCUGAUACCUGGCGGCGGCGUGUCGAGCGAGAUCUAUCGCGAGCAGGUGCAGAAGAUUGGGGAGCUCGAAAUGGAGAAGAUCAAGCUAGCUGCCGAAGUUGAGGAAUACAAGACAAAGUGGGAAAAGGAUGAGGAGGAACUCGAGGAGUUCAGGGAGAACAAGGGCGAAGCUGCAAUUGCGCUCGAGAAGAGCAAACAGGCCGAUAAGCUGAUGUCAGAGGUCGAGUCUCUCACACGCCAGCUUUCGCAGCUACGAACACAAACCGAGAAGUCCACUCGCCGCGCCUCAGCUGCUUCGCCCAGCCAGACUGAAUCGAUCGAUGACCUGAACGCUCAAAUUACCUCGAAAUCAGCAACGAUCGAAUCACUCGAACUGGAAAUCUCCAAAGCCAAUAUGCAGUUGACUGAGCAAACGAACAAGAAUAACGAGCUCCAGUCAAAAGUGUCGAGUCUUGAGUCAGCACUACAAAAGGCAGAGCAGGAGGCCAGUUCGACAAAGACGGAACUCUCGGACCUGAAGGCGAGUCUGGACAAGGCGAGCGAGCAGGCAGCUAAGGAGGGCUCAGACCGUGAUUCUGCGCACACACGGAUUGCGCAGGUUGAGGCUGAACUCGGUACUGCUAACCGCAAAGCCUCAGAUGCAAUCUCGAGAGCGGAGUUGCUUGAGAAGAAGAUCGAGACGCUUACACAACUGCACCGGGACAACGACACACGCAACCAGGCGCGUGUUCAAGAGAGCGCCAAAGUCGAGCGUGAAGCUGCGGAGCUUCGAUCUCGCGUGACAGGCUUGAGCAAUGAGAAUGCUCGCUUGCGUGAAGCUGAGCAGCGCCGCCGAAAAGCAAACCUCGACUCUAUAGAGGAUUCAAGUGUGCAAGAGCUUGAAGACGAGGAGCGCGAUCGCCUCAUGGCCAAGGUCCGUGAACUGGAAGAGGAUAACUUCGAGCUUCGUCGUGGCGUGUGGCGUGACCGCCGCACUGCUAUGCAACCUUCCAUCGACGACGCCGACCCUUCACAGCCAUACAAUAACUCCGGUUUCGAUGAUAUUGAUCUCUCUGGAGCUCCACCAACGCGUCCUGUUGGGCAGAAUCACUCUUCCUUCCAGGACGUCAUCAAGUCCGGUAUCUCUGCGUUCACGGGCCAGUCACAGCACCCAGCACAUCGACGCAGCGAUGCUGCAAAUCGCGGCAAGCCAAGAACAGAGAGUUUGACAAGUCUGCCGAGCUUAGAUGAUUUUGAGUUCGACGAAGAUGCGUUCAAGAAAGCACAGGAGGAAGAGGCCAAGAAAAGGCUUGAGCGCAUCAGAGAGACCAAGAGAGGGCUGAACGACUGGAAGGGCUGGAGAGUAGACGUUGUCGAUAUCAGAGUCGGUAUGGGUGGUGUCUUUGAAAUCUAGGCACAGAUACGGCUGCCGCCGCAUAGCUACGAUAAUGCAUCGAUCGCCAUGUAACACUGCCACGAGUAUGCUUCUUUUCAUGCUGCAGUAUGGUAUGUUCGCUCUGUGGUCCGACUAUCUCCAGCUUCCGA